Molecule: messenger RNA, 996 nt
Organism: Acanthoscelides obtectus
Lineage: Eukaryota; Metazoa; Arthropoda; Insecta; Coleoptera; Chrysomelidae
Source: the annotation of a GenBank genome assembly
CCAAAAUGUAUCGCAUAUACAUCGUGCUGGUUCAAUGUCUUUUAGUGGGUGUCUUCGCCAGAGAGGUGCCUCAAAUCAUAAAUGAUAGCCCCCUGGAUAACUAUUCGUCAGAUACUCAUCUAAAUAGGCAACCUAGGUUCAUAAGAGAAGCUGUCACUCAGACUGUCUACCAAGACAAAGUGGUGACCUCUUUGGUGCCAUCAUCUUGCGUCUACGUGGAUCCCUCUCUACCGCCUUGUAGAAACGUGCGCUACCUCAGAUUUCCCAGUUUCAUCACAACAGGAUUAAACCAACAGUUUGGGCCAAUAGACGCACCACCGGCGAGCGACAAAUCAGGUGGACAAAUAAACUCAACGUCACUCAGCUGGGGCGAAUAUUUAGGCUUCUACCCCCGCACAGAAACUGUGACCAAGAUCAAUCUACACACUACGGUUGUCCAGGAUCCCAGGAUUAUGGUUACUUUUGCUGUGAAGGGGUGUAAGCCUUUGAAGAUACCAGGAGACCUGAACAGAUGUGCAGAUGAAGGUAUGACGCCUCUACCCAUCCAAGAAAUUCUCCCGACGUCAACUGUGGCUCUGACCUAUACAAAGACAGCCCUUCCCAUUGACAAUAACCUGAGUAAUCACCGUCUUGAACCCGAGUUGUAUACGAAUAAAAAUGUGAAUGAAAUUGACGAGAAUGUUGGAUACAUUGAAAGUUCGACAGUUAUCAGAGAGAAUUUAGAAGCCUCCAAAGCUACGCAGCCGUUACCAUUCCCUUAAGUAUGACGAUAGAGAGUGAAACAGCCACCUGAUGCGAACCUUGAGAAUAUGAGAGGACGAACUCGAACGCAAAAAUAUCAAAUGUCACUUGUUAAUGUUUUUUAUAAAACCUGACAGGAUGACAUUUUUUCUUUUAGACUAGAAUUAACGAUAACCGUGGUAUUUGAAAAUUUUUUGAAAAAUGUAGCAUGGAUAUAAAGCCAUUCUGAAAAAUAAAGAAUCUUCCACUGUUCAA